AUGUCUUACGUUCCACCACAUAAACGACUUGAAAAUGUUGCAUUGAGAGCAUCCUCUGUUCCACCUUCUCUUCUUAAAAAACACAAUAAAAACGUCGGGAGUACUAAUACAAAGAUAAUCUACGCAAACGGUUACAUUUCUAGAUGGUUUCUCGUUGGUUCGGAUCCAGAGGAUAGCAACUUUCAACUUGUGCCCGGUUCUUCAGAGUGGAGGAAAGACGCAGAAGAAAAAUCUUUGGUAAUCUUAGCGAAGAGUGAUUUGGGAAAACUGGAAAAUCCAUGGUUAUGGGUGACAGAGAAAGUGGAGGAUGACAUUAUAAUGGGAUUUGAUAGGGCAAAGAAGACGUUGCUAGGUUAUGGUGGAUCAGAGGAUGUCAAACUCAGACUGAUCGCUCGGUUUGGAACUCUAAGAGAUGGUCCGUUAACUAAAAGCACUUUGGAGAAAUUGAAGAAAAUGUUUCGUACAAAUGUCCCAAAGUCUUAUGUCGAAAAUGUUGGGUAUAGAGCUGUACACAAAAUGGGAUUUUGUGUUGAAGAAACCAAAGAGUUGUAUCACGUGAAGGUCUCAGACAACACUCGUCCUGAUGUAACCAUUUCAUGUAAAUGUAUGGCUGAGCUUAAUGCUUUGAGGCACUUAAAUCUUGACGUCUCAUGCCUUGAUCAAGAUCUUGACAUGAGGUUGAUGGUUGACUCAAAAAGGACAUUAACCAAUCUCUCUGAGAAUGAGAUUACGAAUCUUAAAGAAUUGACUGAUUCAGCGGUGGUAGAUCCAACUGUGAAAGGUGGGUUAAAGUGGCCACUUGGGAAAUCUUCUUGUGCGGAUCGAUACAUUGUUUGUGGUGUUUGGCAUACUGUAACUACUACGUACAUAAACCAGACUAUGAGGCUUCAAAUCCGAGAGGCUGAUCGAUAUGAUUUCAGAACUGGAGUUGGAGGAACCUCAAGUGAAGUGAAUUUCAAACUAAAAGCAUUAAGUACUAUACUACUAAAGGAGGAAGAUGUGGAGAGGAAAUGUGUUUCAGACAUGCUGAAAGAUUGUCUGAAAGCGGUUUGGGAAUACUUUUUGAAAGAAGUUUAG
Molecule: messenger RNA, 1077 nt
Organism: Arabidopsis thaliana (thale cress)
Lineage: Eukaryota; Viridiplantae; Streptophyta; Magnoliopsida; Brassicales; Brassicaceae
Product: DNA-directed RNA polymerase subunit alpha
Exons: 6
Coding region: 1-1077 (358 amino acids)
Source: RefSeq, marked reviewed